Molecule: messenger RNA, 989 nt
Organism: Toxotes jaculatrix (banded archerfish)
Lineage: Eukaryota; Metazoa; Chordata; Actinopteri; Toxotidae
Product: CD209 antigen-like protein C
Exons: 6
Coding region: 79-747 (222 amino acids)
Source: RefSeq, a predicted model, not a curated record
CGAGAAAUUGUUCGAAUUACGAGUCAACAGGUUUUUGAAACAGUUGAAGUAAAAGGACAAAGAGCGUCGAGCUCCAGCAUGGAUCCAUCACUGAGACACACGGAUGAACACAAGAGGGAAACUACUGCAGAUGCUGGAUCCUGUCAAAUUUGUCAUGUGAUAGCUGGAGUGGCUGUUGCAACGGCAAUCCUCUUGGGUGGACUCCUUUUGUCCUUUGUGUUAUUUGCAGGACCAGAAGUGGAUCCGGAGUCCAACGCUUCAGUAAAGGAGCUGAUGGAGCGACUGCAGCAGUGUCAGAAUGAGCGACAUGAUCUGAACCUGAUGCUCCACACCGUUACUCAAGACUCCAGAUGCAGGUUGUGUCCAGGCGGCUGGCUGUGGUGGAGGGAUAACUGCUACUUCUUCUCGGUGGGACUUCAGGAAAAUCGGCGGUGGAAUGAGAGCGCUGAGUUUUGUCGGGAACACAACAGCAGUCUGGCUGUGAUCAAAGACUCUGCAGAGAUGGAAUUUAUCCAAGCUGUGAUGAGGAAGUUCCCUCAGUUUCCCUUUCUGUGGGUGGGACUGACAGACUCCAAGCAGGAGGGUCAGUGGCUGUGGGGGGACGGGACGGACAUCCAGCACUACAUGCCGGUAACGGUGGACUGGGAUGCUGAUUACAGGGACUGUGCAGACCUGAGAGGAGGUGGAAGACUCUUCGCUGCAGACUGUGAGGCGUAUGGACCCUGGGCUUGUAAGAAAGAGUCCUGACAGGCUGCACACACACACACACACGCUUUACAUUUCUUUAUUUACAGUGUGCCAGCAAAAGACUGAUGUUUUCCACCUUUUUUAUACCUGACAUACAGGUUUAAAAAAAGUCUAAAAUAAGUAUAAAAGAUAACAUGCAAUGUAUAUAAAAUAUUUAUCGUGUGGAUAUCUGAAAGUGCAAGUAUGUAUGUAGAUGAGUGUUUACACUUUCAUGCCUACAUGUAAAUGUUGUAGAAAUUAAA